Molecule: messenger RNA, 1378 nt
Organism: Drosophila navojoa
Lineage: Eukaryota; Metazoa; Arthropoda; Insecta; Diptera; Drosophilidae
Product: TBC1 domain family member 20
Biological process (GO): endoplasmic reticulum to Golgi vesicle-mediated transport; positive regulation of GTPase activity
Cellular component (GO): endoplasmic reticulum membrane
Molecular function (GO): GTPase activator activity
Source: RefSeq, a predicted model, not a curated record
AAUAACAUAAUUAAUUCUGCUCUAUUACGAUACGGUAACACUAUAAUUUUUGUCAAUAAUGAGUGAUGUUGACGAAAAUAAAAUCGAUCUUCCCCCACUUAGCUUUGAAAUAUGUCCAGAGAGCGAUGGUGAGCGGAAGAAGCGAAUCGAAAUUGAAAAAUUAAUUGUCGAUAACCCUGACGGCAGGAUUCCAUUAAAUGCAUUGCAAGAGUUGGCCCUUAGCGAUUUCGGAUUGGUAAACGAUGACCUAAGGCGAGUUCUGUGGCCGCAAUUGGCAGGAGUUGAUGUCACAAAUUUGGAACGUGUGCCAACUCUUGAUGAGUUGCAAAGCCACCCGGAAUUCCAUCAAGUUUUGCUAGAUGUGAAUCGCUCAUUAAAGAGAUUUCCUCCAGGCAUUCCUUACGAGCAACGUAUUGCCUUGCAGGACCAGCUGACAGUGCUCAUACUGCGAGUAAUCAAAAAGUAUCCGAAUUUACGGUAUUAUCAGGGAUAUCACGAUGUCGCCGUAACAUUUCUAUUAGUCGCUGGCGAGGAAGUCGCAUUCGCCAUCAUGGAACAACUCUCUACAACCCAUUUCUCUGAAUGCAUGCAGGAAACAAUGGAGGCGACGCAGCGCCGUCUCAUGUUCAUUUGGCCGAUUGUACUCUUUGAGCAGCCAGAACUUUUCCACUUUCUACAACGGUCUUCAGUGGGCACUUUGUUUGCCUUACCCUGGUAUCUGACCUGGUUCGGACACAGCUUAAAUUCAUACAAGGCUGUUGUACGAUUAUACGAUUAUUUUCUUGCAUCGCCGAUGUAUACCCCGAUUUUUGUUACCGCCGCAAUUCUAUUGCAUAGAUCAAAUGUUAUACUUCAGGAGGACUGUGAUAUGGCAUCAGUGCAUUGUCUCUUAUCAAAGCUGCCAGAUGAUUUGCCGUUUGAGGACAUUUUAGUCAACUCCAGUAAAUUAUAUGACAAAUAUAGUUUGACUGUAAUCGAAAAGAAAGUAGAAGAACUCAUUCAAAAGGAGAAAGAACAGCGCAAGCUUGAGGAAGAACGGCGGAUUAAUUAUCGACGAUCUUGUUCUUCUAAGUCUAAUUAUAAUGUAAGUAAAUGGUUCUUAAGCGUGCUAACGCCAAAAUCUGUUAUGAUGACAACCGCCGUUUCGAUUGUCGUUGGAAUUUGCGCUUAUUACUACAAAAAUCAGUAUUUGGCCGCGGGUAUAAGCUGAGUUUGUGAGUAUUUCAGCCCAACGAUAUUUUUCGUAAUACGUUCGGCAUCUGUUCAGCCCAAGUGUGGUUGUAUGGUUAAAAUUUGCCUUUAUUAAUUAUUAGCUAAGCUGAGCAUGAGUGUAAAAAUAUACACACCCAAAGUAUGUACACCAUUAAAGUAAAGAGUA